Molecule: messenger RNA, 3822 nt
Organism: Oenanthe melanoleuca
Lineage: Eukaryota; Metazoa; Chordata; Aves; Passeriformes; Muscicapidae
Gene: PALM
Product: paralemmin
Exons: 9
Coding region: 439-1608 (389 amino acids)
Biological process (GO): regulation of cell shape
Cellular component (GO): membrane
Source: RefSeq, a predicted model, not a curated record
GGAGGGGGUUACACACUGACAGGGGCUGCGUUCAUGGAGGGGCUGUGAAUGCAGCCCCUCCAACCCGCCCCGCACCGGGCACUGCACAACCAGGACCCGCUUCGGGACCCCCAGCACCUGCCACAGCUCCGGGGACCCCCGAGGCCGGGUGACGGGUGGCAGCGGUGGCGGGCAGGGACCCACCUGGGACCCCCAGGAGCAGAUGAAACCCCGGCGCGCCCCGGGGCCGGAUGAUGGGCGGCGGCAGUGGCGGGGCGCGCCCGGCAGACGGAGCUGUGCGGGAGGGAGGCGGGAGCACCGGCGCGGUCCCGACAUCCCUGCGCAUCCCGCAGCCCCGCCGGGGAUGCCGCCGCCCGCCGGGCCCUGAGCGCCGGGACGCCGGCGGCCGCCGGCCCCGCUCCGCCGUCUCCCGCCCCCGCCGGAGCCGCCGCCGGGACCAUGGAGGUCGUGGAGGCCAGCACCCUUCAGCAGGAGAGGCUGCAGGCCAUCGCGGAGAAGAGGAAGCGUCAGACGGAGAUCGAGAACAAAAGGCGGCAGCUCGAGGAUGACAGGCGGCAGCUGCAGCAUCUCAAGUCCAAGGCUCUGCGGGAGAGAUGGCUCCUGGAAGGGGCCCCAGCUUCUGCCUCCGAGGAGGAAGAGGCCAUGAAGAAACAGAUGCAGGAGGAUGAGGUGAAGACCAAGGAGCUGGAGGAAACCAUCCAGAGGCUGGAGAAGGAGCUGGAGACGCUGGAGAACAGCAGCUCAGUGGCUUCGACCAAGGAGAACCUGGCAGAGGCAGCAGCCAAGGAGGAGAAGGCUGAGGCUGUCCCCAAUGCACAGAAGAGUCCCCUGGGCACAGUUAAGGCCGACAAGAGGGUCUCCAGCAGCCCCAUGAAGGCAGUGGAAGGCAGUGACAUGAUGAAGGCGGCCAUGUACUCGGUGGAGAUCACAGUGGAGAAGGACAGAGUCACUGGGGAGACCAAGGUCCUGUCCAGCACCACCAUGCUCCCCCAGAACCACUGUCUGCAGGGGGUCAAGGUGUACGAGGAUGAGCUGAAAGUGGUGCAUGCGGUGGGUGCCGAGGACGGGGCCCUGCAGAACGGGGCUCACCCCCUCAGCUCCUCCGAGGUCGACGAGCUCCUGCACAAGGCGGACGAGGCCACCCUGAGCGAAGCUGCCGGGCGCCAGACCCCUGCCAAGGCUGCCAAAGGGGGUGGUGGCAGCGCCCCGGGCAGCCAGAAGCCAACGCCACGGCGGGAGAUCACAGGGCUGCAAGCCAAGGUGCCACCGGGCGAGGGGACAGAGCCCAGCCAGGAGCAACCCGUCACCAUGAUCUUCAUGGGCUACCAGAACGUGGAGGAUGAGAACGAGACCAAGAAGGUGCUGGGGCUGGAGGGCACCAUCAAGGCGGAGCUGGUGGUGAUCGAGGAUGCCGAGAGCAAGCCGGAGGCGGCACACAAGGACCACGCACCGCCCAACGGCACGGCGCUGGAGCCGGCGGCCGCCCAGCCGCUGGGCGAGGAGGGCGCGGGCGGGCAGAAGCCGGGCGCCAACGCCACGGAUGCCAAGGAGGCCGAGCAGGAGGCAGACGUGAAGAAGCAGCGCUGCAAGUGCUGCACGGUGAUGUGAGCCCCCCGCCGAGCCCCCUCCGCCCCGGCCCCUGCUCGCCAGCCCGGCUCACCGGGCUCCCCCCCCACCGGACACACAGACCCUCUUUCUGCAGAACCGGGGAGAUCCAACACGGUGCCAACAGGGCCGCAGCGGGCAGCAGCAGCUCGCCCCAUCUGCCCGAUGCCAGCCCCGUGCCGCCCCCCACCAGUGCUGCCUGUGGUAUUUAUUAGUGACCCCCCUCGCCCCUCAGCGCGCCCACCCCGCCACAGCCCGGCCUCACCCCCCCUGCCACCGGCACCGGGGUCCUUCCCUCUGUCACCCACAUCGUCCCAGCCGCCGUCGGAGGGUGGAGCUGCCGGGCAGGGGGUCGGAGGACGACACUGUGUCCGUAGAUGACUCCCCAGGAGCCGCCACCAGCGGGACCACGGUGGGCACGGGACCCAGCCCUGUGCCAGCGCCUCCCUCUGUGCCUCCAUCACCCACUUCUCCAGUGGGGAAAGGCCUGGGUCUGUUCCCCGCUGGCUGCCCAUGGACAUCUCUGCUCCGUGUGUCCUCAUCCCUGCGGUCCCAGGCUCUCACACAGAGCGCGUCCAGGCAAGGGAAGGGCACUGAGGGCAGCGUCCCCUCCCUGAUACUUGGCUGUGGUAAUGGCCAGGGCCACCAGGGCUCCUGCAGGGUCAACCCAGCCUGGCCCCAGGCCUGCUCUGCUCCUCCUGGGCUCAGCUCCACAUGUUGGAGCCCCCCACUCUGGUGCUGGCAGUGGCAGCCAUUCCUCUGUCUCGCUGUUGGCCAGUGCCCCUGGGCUGUGGCCAGCGCUCAUGUCCUCCUGGGGAAAUGCCAGUGAGGGAAGGGGAACCUGGGGGGACCCAGCCUUGUGGGGCAGGAAUGGGGUGGGGGUCCUGUGUUUCCUUGUGGCAGCAGGAGUGUGGCCCAGCAUCCCAUCCCCUUCCUGCCUCUGCCACCCAGCAGUACCAGCUUUGCAGAGCCACGUUCUGGGGUCCCAGGCUGCAGCACUGGGUCCCCCAGGGGAGUGGGGCAGUCCAGUGUGUCCCAGUACUGGCACUGGGAGGUGCCAGGGGUCUGGUGUCCCACAGAGGGCAGCCUCCCUGCUGCCCCACCUUGCACCCCAGCCCUUCAGUGGGGAUUUCACCACCAGCACCAGCGUUUUCUCCCCACUGAGACCAGCUGGGGCAGGCGGGGGGGUGGGGGUCCCCUGGUUUUUUGUCUCCAGAGCCCACAUCAGCUGCCCCUGAGCUGCAGCACCCAGGCUGGCAGUGCCCAGAUACUUGUCCAGCUUUGGGCAGGGUGCAGCCACUAGCAAGGGAUCCUUGUAUGAGUGAGAGGGUUUCUUCUGCUGUGAGGCUGGGCAAGCCCCCAGGGAUCCCCCAAAGCAUGUGUGCAGCAGCAUCCACGCUGCCCAGCCCACCAGGACACCGGUGGUCGAGCAGCCAGGGAUGGGGCUCUGCUCCCCCCAAGGAUGAGCCUUCCUUCCCCUACAUUCCCCUUGUGUGAGCAGUGACACCCCCUGUCCUCCUGACAUCCCAGUUGUCCCCCAGUUACCAUCCAGGCUGCAGUUUUCCCCCCAGUAGAGUCAUUGCAGGGCUGAGGGGGGAGGGCUCAUGGUGCCACCCCAGUCCUGAGCCCCAGCCAGCACCCACAGCAUCUGGGAGAGGCAGGGCUGGGGAAGGGGGGCUUUGGGAGGCACUGCCAGGGGAAUCAGGGCCUCUCCCACCCCAUCCACUGCUGGGCAUUGCUGCAGAGCAGGGCAUGGGCUGGGUGCCACAGGGCAUCUGCCCCCAUAGUCCUGGGGGGAACAUCACCUCUUUCCACCCCACAUCAGUGGCCAACACCACCCACCCCAUCCCACCCUGGGCCCUGCAAUCCCCCAGCACCAAGCUGGGGCUCCCUCCUGCCCUCGGCACCCCCUGCCCCUCGGUUGGCUUUGACCCUGAGCCCAACCCGGCCCCUGGGGCGGUGGGAGCAGGACCAGACCCCCGGGCCGGGGCUGGGGUGUGAGAGGAGUGGGGGGUGGGCCCGGCAUCGUCCCCACCCGGCCCCACAGCCCCCCUGUCCCCUGCCCGGCUCUGCUGAAGUGCACUUCCCGUGCCCCUGAGCUUUUCACUUGUGCCGAAGCCGUUUGAAUUCCUUUCCCUUCCCCUCCCUAUCCCAUCCCUCCCCACCCCGUUGUUUGUAAAACACCCAAACUGAGCAAAUAAACUGUGUGAACAACCA